AGUUCAGACAUUGUGAUCCAAAGUCCAAACCAAGCCAGUGAAGAUGUUCAUCCAGAGUUUUCUACUGCUAUUGGCAAUUGGUUUCCUGUCUGCAGGACGAGUUCCUCGACCGGAGGAAAGGAUUAUCGGUGGGCAGAACAUUGACAUAGAACAGGCUCCGUGGCAGGUGUCCCUACAAGUGAAAGGGCAACACUACUGUGGAGGCUCUAUUUACAGCAAGGACAUUAUCAUCACUGCUGCCCACUGCCGUUUUGAUGACAGAGAUCGCGCACUGGAGGCCAAAGAUUUCCUAAUUCGCGUGGGCUCGUCGUUGAAAAACUCUGGAGGAACCCUUGUCAAAGUGGCCGCCAUAAGAUCUCACGAGAAUUUUGAAAAUAGAAAUUUGAUCAACGACAUUGCUGUCAUGCGACUAAGUGAACCACUUAAGUUUACCAGAAAAGUACAGAGUAUCCCUUUGGCCAAGAGGAAUCCUGCUCCUAGAACAGUUGCAACGGUUUCCGGAUGGGGAGCAACAUUAGAAUUUCCCAAUUAUGGCAACCCGGUGAUGACAAAUCCUAUACAUCUUCAAGGCGUAUACAAUUAUAUAGAAAAUCGGAAAUCUUGUAGUAGGUUAUUGGCUAUGACCGAGAGUAAUAUUUGCGCUGGAACUUAUGGACAAUCGGCAUGUAGUGGUGACUCUGGUGGACCAUUGGUUGUUAACCAAAAACUUGUAGGUGUCGUCUCAAAAGGGUUUGAAUUUUGCGAUGGUUUUACAGUCUAUGAAAGUGUUCCUUUCUUUCGACCCUGGAUUCUAAAUGCCAUUGCAUCUAUUUAAAAAUAUUAUACCUUUAUCAAAAAUAUAUAUUUCUGCGAUGGACACAUAACAACUUCAAAUUUCAAAAUGUUUAACUGGCCUAUACCUUUUUAUUAAUUCGUUCCUACACUUUAAGUCAUAUAUUAAUCCAAAUAAAUACUGAAAUUACAAUACCCUA
Messenger RNA from Drosophila elegans, 971 nucleotides. RefSeq names its product trypsin alpha-like. Lineage: Eukaryota; Metazoa; Arthropoda; Insecta; Diptera; Drosophilidae. The transcript has a single exon. Gene Ontology annotation, molecular function: serine-type endopeptidase activity. The coding region runs from base 44 to 814 and encodes 256 amino acids. The record is from RefSeq and is a predicted model, not a curated record. Gene Ontology annotation, biological process: proteolysis.